AUGUGGUUUGAGACUGUGGAGAUGUGGUUUGAGACUGUGGAGAUGUGGUUUGAGGCUGUGGAGAUGUGGUUUGAGGCUGUGGAGAUGUGGUUUGAGGCUGCGGAGAUGUGGUUUGAGGCUGCGGAGAUGUGGUUUGAGGCUGCGGAGAUGUGGUUUGAGGCUGUGGAGAUAUGUGGUUUGAGGCUGUGGAGAUGUGGUUUGAGGCUGUGGAGAUGUGGUUUGAGGCUGCAGAGAUGUGGUUUGAGGCUGCGGAGAUGUGGUUUGAGGCUGCGGAGAUGUGGUUUGAGACUGCGGAGAUGUGGUUUGAGGCUGUGGAGAUGUGGUUUGAGGCUGUGGAGAUGUGGUUUGAGGCUGUGGAGAUGUGGUUUUACGGAAGAAUUCUUAGAAUUUCUUGGACAGCUAAGCAGAGCAACUUGGAUGUUUUUAAAGAGGCGAGUACUUGUAGACAAUUUAUAA
Candidula unifasciata is the source of this 456-nucleotide messenger RNA. The record is from the annotation of a GenBank genome assembly. Lineage: Eukaryota; Metazoa; Mollusca; Gastropoda; Stylommatophora; Geomitridae.